AUGCAUUGAAAACUGGAUUUCACAAACCUUGAGGUUCUUGAAGCUGAAGUCCACUGGGGGACCAGCAGACACCUCGAUGGUGAAGAACGGGCAGUUGGCAGGCAUGGUGGCGGGGCGAAGGCCGCAGCACGUAGACCUGUGGAGUUGGCCGCAGCGCUCAGCGCAGAGGCACCCCGCCGCCGUGCUGGGCGCGCUGCUGCUGGCGCUGCCCUUCCUGUCUGAUGUGCUUGGCAUUGAAAGCACCGGUGUGGCGUGUGCGCAGGUGCAGAGGCGCGCUGCUUCUGUCGCUGCCCUUCCUGUCUGUUGUGCUUGGCCUUUAGAGCCGUGUUGCGGCGUGAGCGCAGGUGCAAAGGCGCGCUGCUGCAGGUGCUACACUUCCUGUCUGUUGUGCUUGGUCUUGAGAGCCCCGGUGUGGCGUGUGCGCAGGCGCAGAGGCGUGCUGCUGCUGGCACUGCCCUUCCUGUCUGUUGUGCUUGGCCUUGAGCUCCCGUGUGUCGCGCAGAGGCGCUCUGCUGCUGGCGCUGCCCUUCCUGUCUGUGUGCUUGGCCUUGAGAGCCCCGUGUUGCGCGUGUGCAGGCGCAGAGGCACCCCGCCGCUGUGCUGGGCGCGCUGCUUCUGUCGCUGCCCUUCCUGUCUGUUGUGCUUGGCCUUUAGAGUCGUGUUGCGGCGUGAGCGCAGGUGCAAAGGCGCGCUGCUGCAGGCGCUACACUUCCUGUCUGUUGUGCUUAGCCUUGAGAGCCACGUGUGGCGUAUGCGCAGGCGCAGAUGUCUGCUGCUGGCGCUGCCCUUCCUGUCUGUUGUGCUUGGCCUUGAGAGCCCCGUGUGGCGUGUGCGCCAGGCGCAGAGGCACGCUGCUUGCUGGCGCUGCCCCUGCCUGUCUGUUGCAGCAGAGCACCCCGCCGCCGUGCUGGCGCCUGCUGCUGCGCGCUGCCUUCCUGCCCGCCGCCAACCGCUGGUUGACGUGGGCUUCGUGGUGGCGGAGCGCCGUGCUGUACAUUCCCCAGCUGGGCUCGGUGCUUGCGGCGGCGACGAGCGCACUGCUGUGGGGGCGCUGUUUCCGCCACCGGCCGCUGCUGCUGCGGCGGGCUGCUGCUGCUCUGCUGCUCUUUGCAAAAGUCGGACGCUGGCGCGGCAACCGGACUGGGCGUCGGCGGGAGGCGCUCGUCAGGGGCGGGGCUGCGGGGCGCUGCCGCAUAACGCCAAGAUGCACUACAACUUCGCCAACUUCCAGCGCGACGAGGGCAACAUCGAGCUCGCCACCGCGCAUUACAAGGAGGCCCUCAGGCUGUGGCCUACGUACGCAAGUGCGCACAACAACUUGGGGACUUUGAUGACGGCCACGGAGGACGCCGAGGGCCACUUUCUCGCCGCCAUCCGCUACUCGCCCAACCACGUCAACGCGCACUACAACCUCGGCCAGGUCUACAGGAAGGAGAACCGCACCCUGGACGCCGUGCGCAUGCUGGAGCGCUGCGUGCGCCUGGACGCCGGCUACACGCCCGCCUACCUGCUGCUCACCAAGCUCUACUCGGCGCUGGGGCUGCGGCGCGAGGUGGGCCGGCUGCUGCGCCUUGUGGCACGCCUGCAGCCGCGCUCCCCCGACCACCGCGCAGAGCUCGCCGAUUGGCUGCAGGCGCAGGGUGAGGAUUUUUUUUGUGGAUUGUUAUUUUUCAUUCUAUGUGUUCAUUCUAUCACUGAGAGUACUGUCAAGUUUAUUUUCCUCAUAUGUACUGAUUAUGUAAAUUUAUUGUUCUUAUUUUCAUUUAUUCUUCAUUUGAUUUUA
This is a messenger RNA of Gryllus bimaculatus (two-spotted cricket), 1783 nucleotides long. Lineage: Eukaryota; Metazoa; Arthropoda; Insecta; Orthoptera; Gryllidae. The record is from the annotation of a GenBank genome assembly.